This is a messenger RNA of Helianthus annuus (common sunflower), 6872 nucleotides long. RefSeq lists its product as uncharacterized. Lineage: Eukaryota; Viridiplantae; Streptophyta; Magnoliopsida; Asterales; Asteraceae. The record is from RefSeq and is a predicted model, not a curated record. Bases 5165 to 6688 code for a protein of 507 amino acids. The transcript is spliced from 3 exons.
GGCGGAGAGUGACGGCGGCGAGGUGGACCGGCGAGGCGGCGGCGGACUACCGAGGCGGUGGGGACCGGUUGUGGGUGUGUGAGUUGAGAGAGUUUUGCAACCUUGUGUGUGUUACUCUUCUCAAAACAAGACCCAUAUUUAUAGGCCAUGGACAACUUGUAUGCUUGCCAAGUGUAAGACAUGCAAAAUUGCAUGUGUUUUGAUUGGCCACAAGUUAGGUGGAUGACAAGUGGUGAAAAGAUUCCUUGCAUGUAAUUCCAUUGGCUGAAAUCUAGGUGCUUGCCAAAUGGCGAUACAAGAGAAUUCUUGUCCCACCCGAUUUACGAACCCGUCUCUCAGUUCAAUACACGCGUAUCGUUCGUAGUUACCAGUUAAAUCAGUUAAGUGGAUUUUAGUUCGUUGACCACGGUGUAACUCUUACGGGUCAAGACCCGGUCGGCAGCGUUGACUUAUCGAACCGGACAUAAAUAUCCAACAGUUGCAAGACAAGUUGUUCUCCAAGGUCCCAUUAAUUUCAUCUAUUCAUUUCAAGACUAUUCUAGAUAUUAAUGUCGUAUUCAAGUUUAUGUUUAUAUGCAUUAAUCAAAAUUUACCAACACUUCACCCGUCACAACAACACAUUCCAAAUCCUUCACAUCUCGAUCUCCAUCUCCAUCCUCAAAUCUCAACAAAUCUGAACCGUCAAUUGAAAAUAUCGGAUCUGAUACAUCAUCAUCAGCAUCUCCGAUGCCGGAAUUUCCGUGAUUCCGAUCCGAUUCAGUGGCUGUGGAGGGGCAAGGAAGGAGGCGACGCCAAGGGGGGGGAUAUUCCACGGUCCUCCCAACCGCCGAGGUGAUCCCACCUCGCAGACCGCCACCCAGCAAGCCUGAGUCUGGGGGUAAAUCCGCUACCGUAGGGGCAUUGGGAACGAGCAAGACUCGAACCCGCCACCUCCGGGUUAGAAUGCGGGCUGGUGGCCAUUGGGCUGACACCUUGAGGCAUUGGGAACGAGCAAGACUCGAACCCGCCACCUCGCUACCGUAGGCGACGCCAAGGGAGGACCCAAUGCUUUAGCAGCCAUAGCACGGGCUACAACUCAAGUGCGUAUUAAUAGUGUAUUUUUUUUAAUUUUUUUUCCGGUUUUAUACCAAAGAUACCCCUAAAAUAAUACAAGGAUACCCCUAACAAAUCCAAACUUGUAGAAUAAGGGAGCCCGAUUGAAACAGUGGCCCAAUUGCCCAAAUUAUUAAUAAUAUGAUUGAAAUUGUGGCCCAAAUAGUUAGGUAUUUGUUUUACAUGAUUUAUUUAUCGUCGUUUUUUUAUAUUGUAUAAUUGCACGGUAAAAAAAAAUUGGGAUACCCCUUAUUUAAUGGGCUAGUUCCCCCACUGGGCGACGCCCUAGAUUUGGCGGGAGAGGGAUUUGGUAAACUCAAAAAGGUCUUCUUGAACUCCUGAUGUUAGGGUUUCAGAGUUUCAUUGUUGAUUGUUUUGUCUUCUCCUGAUUGUUUUAGACAAAAAAAAAUUAUGGUUCAAGUUCUGCAUUUCUUCCUCUUAUAGAAAUACCAAUAAUACAUUUGUCUUAAAUAAACCUAACUGAGUAAUUUAACUCAGUUUGGUGUAAAGGACUUAAAGUGAUAUAAAACAUGUGUUUUUAGACAUAAAAUGAAAUUAAAACUUUUAAAAGACAUGUUUUAAAAUUCAGAUAAUACAUAAAAGACAAAAAGUGAAAUUUACUCUAAAGUUAACUGUUUGUAAACAAAGCUCUUAAAAAUCAUCCAUCAAGACGAUUUAAAUGAAUGAAAAUUCCGAUUUUGAAGAAACACGGAACUAAUUAUGAGGCUAAUCAGUUGGGUUUAUGUUUCUACCAUGAUGGUUAAUAUUCGAAUGCUUCUCUGAGCUUCGUCUUGAAUGCCUAAUCCUGCAAAACAGAACAUCGUUACUCGUUAAGAGGGGAAUAUGGGGGUUUCCCUCUUAACCGGGCUCCGGCGUGAGAAUAAGCGACUGCUUUGGGGAGGAUAAUUAAGUAUUAAGAGUGAGAGUAGAGGGAAUGGAAUGUUUGACCUGUGAAUUGAGUUCUCUAUUUAUAGCCGGAGAGGUGUAAGAGGAUAUGGGUUGAUGGGCAUUGGGCCGAAAGGCGACAACAUAGUGGAUAUGCUCUUUGUCUCACUGGUAUCGACCGUUAGUGGCUUCUAGAAGUUUUCCGGCGCUGGCGCGCCUUGAAUGGAGCCACGUAUCACUGUUGUCGGCCUUGCUGUCCUUCUGCCAUCAGCAGACAAGUGGAGAUCGUGGGACAGAUGUCUCUGUCCUCUGAUUGGUGCCACAUAGGCGUCCUUAUGUACUUUUUGUCCUUUGCACCUCAGACGAUCGUGGCGCACGAUUGAACAAAGCCUGCAGGAUGCUCAUUGGCUCCUUUUUCCUACCACUUGUACCUUUUGUACCUUCCUACUCUGGUCUCGCGCCGCAACCUUUAUGUGAUUGAUGUUGGGCAUGAAAUCAGGUUGCGCGGUUUUACAGGUAGUGAAGGUUCUUAUCAGAUUGCUAAGUGUCGAAAUUGCAGUUCUCUUCUGGAUUGGGCCUCGCGCCUCUUCAUGGGAAGUGGUGGGACUCGCGCGAGGUUGCCAGUAAGAGAAUUGCUGAAUAAGGAGUAUGGCCUCGCGCGCGGCCUUGAAGAAGGUUUGCGCGGCUUUUUUGGGGCCAUGCCCCUUCAAGUCCCCCCAGUCCAGUGUUGCACCAUGCGCAAGGCAAGUGGUUGGAGCUCUGGACUUAGAAAAAGAAAAUUGCAAAGGCUGCUCAUUUUUUGUUUGUAGGCGCGCGCGUAUAGGUGUUGUUAACUGAUGUUUUGUCUUUUAGAGAUGAUAGCGCGCGGAUAUCCUGGGUACCAGGUAUAUUGUGCGCCCCUUGGUAACUUCUUUGUUAAGCGUUUAGGAAUUUGGGCGGGAAAUUCCUCGAAAUUUGAAUUCUGACGGUUUGGUGAGAUUGUCUCUAACUGUGACGUUUGAGUUGACUCCUGGCACGGAUGUCAUCAUGCUAGCUCUGACGGUUCCACUUUCCGUCAGGAGAGUGAGGCCCACGCGCGCGUGGUAACCGUCACCCCGGGUUUUACGCAUUACGUGGCGUCCUCUCGUUGGCCACGUGAACGGCAGAUGCGGCACGUUUACCCAUCGCAUUAAAUGCGAUGGGUAUAUAUAUUCGACGAGGUAAGAAGGGCUUACUCGUCUUAUAUUCUUUCUACCCUUUUCUCUAUAAUCAUCUUCAUCAAAUCUUCAAACUUUUAUCGCAGUUCUUCAAGUUCUCCUUCAUAUCUUCAAGUUUGGUCUUGAAUAUUCAAAGUUUAUCCAAGAACGCCGAUGGCUGAAGAACAUAUUGAAGAUAAUCCCGGAGAGGAGGGACCUGUCCCGGUUCUCCGGUGGGAUUUAGGAUUGUUUGAGCAGAUCGUACGGAGCUUCCGGUUUCCACCGGAAUGGGAUGCUAGAUACCCUGGGCAGAAUCAAACGGCCGCCGAUGCGCCGCCGGGCUAUAUUACUUUAUUUGAAGAUUUCUUCCUCCAGGGGAAUUUCCGGCUGCCGGCGACAUACUUUAUGGCUCAUAUUCUGCAUUUUUAUGGGUUUCACAUUUCUCAGAUGAGCCCUCCUGGGAUGGUUAGGGUUCAACACUUCGACUUCCUGUGUCGAGCCCAUGGUAUUGAACCUACUGUGGAGAAGUUUCGUGCAUUUUAUCAGCUCAUCAGGAAUAUGGGCUUCUUCUCUUUUGCUAGUCGUGGCGCUGCGAGGAAGAUAUUGCUAAACCCUCCUAAAAGUUUCCAUGACUGGAAACCCAAAUUUUUCUUCAUUCGUGAGGAGGUGCUCCCGAUCGCUAUGCCCUUCCAGGACUGGUCUGAACCAAUACUGAAAGAAGAUCUUCCCAUUCCCAAGCAUGAAAGGCGGUAUCAACAGCUUACUCCAACCCCUAACCGAGUAUUUGGGGAGAAUGUCCUCGUUGCUGCACGCAUGAGUGACCGAUGGUUGCCCGACAGCGAGGAAGUUCCCAUCUUGAUGAUUGACGAUCGAGGUUAAUAAUUUCCUUGAUUUCUUUGAUUUCUUGCUUUAUAACUUUGUUUAUUUAUACGAUUUGACGUGUAGAGGCGCACUUGUAUCAAGCCGCUUUCUCUACCUUUAGUGGGUCUAUGGGCGUGCGCCCGCUCCAGGAUGGGGAGGAGUACUGGUAUGAGCAAAUAAAGGGAAAUUUAAUGUACCCAGCUGAUGAUGCGUUCGCCGAACUGCCUACUGCAACUGAAGGUGCGCAUAUACCUAACCCUCGACCCUUGCGCUCCGUGACUUCUGCUGGGGAAGAGAUUGUCUAUCUUUCCAGCGAGGAGUCUGUGGGAUCAUCGAAUGGAGAGCUAAGCCCGUGGUCUCAAAUCUUUGCAAGUGUGUUGCGCGACUUGGGGAUAGACCCUGAAGACAAGAAGAAAAAGCCUAUGAAAACGAAGAAGGUUAUCACCUUGGAUCCAGAGGUGACCAGCAAGGGAGCCGGUGGUAGUCGCGCAACCGAUGUUGCUGCCGACAAAGGUACUCUCUGCCUUCGUCAAAGUAACCUGGAAGAUUACGUUAUUAUCAGUGAUUCAUUUGAAGGUUUAUCGCGUAUAGGCGAGAAGAAAAUUGGAGUGGGAGGCUCCAAGAGCUCAGGGAGCGCGGGUUCUCGCAACCCGGAUGCUGGGACCACCCCGUCCUCUACUGCGCAGGAAGGGGGUGAUGAAGAAGAAGUGCAGGAAGAGCCUGCAGUGAAGCUGAUAAGGAAAAGGAGCUGGGAGGCUGCGCUUGGGGCCACUCUGUUAUCGAAACCGGGCUGUGCUCCUUUGAUUGGAAAGAAAAGCAACUUGCGCUCACUUUACAAAUUCUCUCCUGGUUAGUAUUUUGUUUCCUUGUACUUGUAUUCUCCUUUCUAAUAUUCUAUCUUUGCAGAGGCUGAAAAGAAGAAAACUGAUAAGGGCAUCACGAUCACAGAGCCCUUGGAGCCGGCGCAGAAAAGGCCCAAGGCUACUAAGGUCACUAUUAAACCGUUCACUGCUUCAAAAUCUGCUGAUAAGGAGAAAUAGAAGGGUCCUGAGAAACCUGUUCAGGAAAAAGAGGUUGAAAGAGAGAGAGUUGCUGACAAGCCUCCUACUGGGCCUAAGGAGCCCGAGAUUACUGCCCCCAUUUCUACUGAUAUGACGCAAGGUUCGGGGCCAACUCCUGUUAUUGGGCUUGACCAGCCCAUCGCUGAGAAGGGGAAAAACUUGGAGGUGGAGAAACCUGUUGAGCUCUCGCCGACCGAGUUUCCUGUUCAAACCGGUCCGGCGACUAAGGAACAGACUAUUUCUGCUGCUGGUGGUAGCGCUGGCUUUGCUGCUGGCCAAGCUGGUUCGGGAAAACAGGGUGGGAUGCUUCACUCUCCUAUCGGUCCAAUGGACACUUUAGGAGAUGUUUACUACAAGUCCUAUACUGAGGAAAGUCGAGGGGAAGCGCUACAUCAACCGCCAUGGGGCCUGAAACAGAAGGAUACUUUCUUGGAGUUUGCUCCCUGCCGUGAUUGGCUUCUUAACUCCAUUCCUCCUGGUGAGGUGAACCGUCAAAGGGAGCGAACUCACAGCGCGCUCUAUCAUGCGUAUGUGGUUGGUGAAGCCAACACUCGCGCUGCUAACCAUCAGAUUGUUCGCGAGUGGCGGACUAUGGUUAGGGAAAGGGAAGAGUGGGAGAAGUAUCGUGAGCGGUUGCUGAAGCAAGUGAAAAGCUUUGAAAAGGCGAAGGCCGCCUUUGACGAGGAGAAGGCGAAAUUUGAAACGGAUAAGAAAGCUGAGGAGUGGGGUUGUGAAGGCCUUAAAGGCAAACUCCGUACCGCUGAAGAACUCCUCUCAAAGGAACGUGCCGAUUGGAAGGCUAUUUGCGCAAAGGAUAACGAGCGCAUGUAUGCGGCUCGCUUCAAGAUCACUGAACUUGAAGGUCAAGUUGCAGAACUGAAGAAGAAGGUGGAGAAUGCGCAAGCUGUGAAGGAACAGGCUGAGGCCGAGCUUAAGGCACAAAUUUCUGGCAAGGAUAGAGAUCUAUCUGCCAAGGACGUUGAAAUCGCUGAAUUGAAGCGUUGUCUGCACGAGCAGAUCGAGAGGAGCGAGUCCUUUGAGAUUGAUCUGGAAGCCGAGAAGUCAAAAGAUGCCACUGCCGAGGAAGCCAAGCAAAAAGCCGAGGAGGUGCGCGCCAUUAGUACCACUGCUCUCAAUGUGGCGCAGAAUAAUUAUUCUGAGGCCCAAGGCAUCGUGGAUACUUUGGUCGCUGAAGCUGAGUGGCUGCGCGCCCGAGGAAUAGCUCUGAUGGCCAACUCCGUCUUGAAUGCUGGGGAGCUAGAUAAAGUUGUUGCUACUUUGAUAGAUGCUUCGCGCGCAGUUGGUCAUCGGGGUGGUUACUUGGAGUGUGCGCAACAUGCUUCAGAGAUGUUUGGUCAAGAAUUUGACACUAACCACUGCUCGGUGACUGAUCAAGCUGAGGCUGAGCUGACUCGUGCUGAACAUGGUUAUGAUAACUUGUCUCUACCGGUGAUGGACUUGGUUAUUGAAGCGCUGAAGCAUGACGACUGGUGUCAUCGGUUAAAGACUAUCCUUGAUCCACCACAGAUGGUUGAAGUAUCUGAUGAGGAGGAGUUGGCAGGCGACGAUGGAGAAGGUGAUGAUGACGGCGGAGAUGGUGAUCGACCUGAGUAGGAAUUGAAGGCUUUGUGUCUUGUUUUGUUUAGUUUUUGAAAUGUACAAUGUUGCGCGGUCGCGCUUCACCUAGAUCGAAUAGAUGUUAGGUUUAUGUAACCAUUGCGCGUUGCGCGUGCUUGAAUAUGAAGUUUAUGUUUACAUUUAUUCUAUCUUGUUACAAUUAUUGCACUGUUGUUUGAAA